Molecule: messenger RNA, 1216 nt
Organism: Phanerochaete carnosa HHB-10118-sp
Lineage: Eukaryota; Fungi; Basidiomycota; Agaricomycetes; Polyporales; Phanerochaetaceae
Exons: 11
Coding region: 228-1121 (297 amino acids)
Source: RefSeq, a predicted model, not a curated record
CCGUGUUGGCCACCACAGCCUCAUCACUGGAUCUGUCUGCUCGCAGGAUUCAGUGUUUCAACACUGAAGCCGUGAUGAGAUGGCCCACCGGCUAGACUCCCGGCAAUGCUCUGUCUGCCACUGUUGCGGACAGGCACGGCAUUCAAGGGUUGUCACAUCCUCAUCUUGUAUAAUACCACACAUGACUACGUACAAAGCAGCGCGCGAUUCAGCAAGCCCGCCACGCAAUGGCGACGCCAGAGCAAAUUGCCGCUCUUUUACAGUCGGUCCUCUCCAAUCCGACGUACAACGGCUUGACUAUGACAAGGUACCUCCAAAUAUCUUCACUCGCGUGCGCGUUAUACGACCAUGCUUUAACCCUUGGCGACGAGAUCGACUAUAUAUGGUCUGGGCGGUUCAGUCAUAUCAAGGGUUUGUAUAUCCUCAUCCGCUACGGUAUCGAAGGUUCCCUCUUCUACACUGCUUACAUGCUGAGCGGUUUCAGACCCCCUUUAAAUGAAGAGGUGUGCAAGUCUUUUGUGGCCGUGUUAUGGGCACUUACAAUGAUGUUCUCAAUCUCUACCAAUCUGUACGUCGCAUUCCACCACUACAUCGUAUGGGAUCGCGAAAAGAAGACGUUGUACGUUAUACUCUUGUGUCUCCUUGCGUGCUACGUCCCUGCCACUAUUGUCGGCAUAAAAUCUGUGUUUGACUACCGCGAAUAUGUGGUUUACCUUGCUGUCGUCGACCAGUGUGCCCUUGCACACCAGCCUGACAUCAUCAAGAGCUUCUGGGGCUGCCUGCUCGCCUUUGACAUCCUUGCUGUUGCCAUCGUUAUCGCGAACUCGUUCCACCGACCACACGCCCAUCGCCAGGAUAUCCUCUCUUCGCUCCGUCGCGACGGCGCCAUCUGGUUUACUGGCAUCAUGAUUCUUCGUUUGAUGAACCUCGUGCUCAGCAUCACGGCGGAGCCUCAAGAUGUGUUCCUGGUCGUAUUUAAUAUUUGGUCAUUCAUCGCUAUCACGCUCGCACGAGUCAUCCUUCGCACGGAGGGACUCAAGGAGCACAAGCCCGGAACCGUGCGCAUAUGGAACACCCGCUCGGAGGCCUUUGAGCUGAGCCGACUUGCAAGUAACAACUAAGCAUCACGAGUCAUCACAAUUUUCAAACUAACCCCGAACUGUGUACCGAUAUGACCGCAUGUGGCCUACGGCCGAACUUAUGCAGUAUAUUUAUG